AUGGCCUGCAGGGGCUGUACACGACCAAGGGGCCUGGCCUGGGUCCUGCAACUGACCCUGGCAUGGAUCCUGCUAGGGGCAUGUGGAGGGAGCCGUGCACUCCCCAUUAGGUCCCAGAGACACCAUAGGCUGGCAGCUGAUCUGAGUACAGGCCAGCAGCACCUAGCAGAGAUGAACACGCCAGAGGCUCUGGAACCUGGAAUCCUCUCGGAGGGCUGCAGGAAGCCUAGCCCCAGGUGCGAAUCCUUUCUGGGACACCUCCAAGUUUCUCUCCGCAGUCGCUUCCGCCUCCUGCUACUGGGGGUACACCAGACACAGCUGCUCUGCCCGGAGCUCUGCCAUGCCUGGGUUGCCAUCUGCAAAAGUGCUAUCACCUGCGGCCCGACUUGGCUCCCACCCCUAGAAAAGAGGGACUGCAACCCCGGCUGCAGGACCUACGGGCAGACCUUCGCCGACGGGGUGGACCUUUGCCGCUCGGCUCCGGGCUACACGCUGCCGGCGGUAGUUCCUGGCGGUGGCGACUGCCUCAACAUUUCCAUCUCGGUGCUUCCGACUCGCAGACAGGGACGUAGGGCCCGGGAGGCCACCUUCCCACGCUCCCGCCACCCUCGCACCUGGAUCCAGGACGUGGCAGGCAGCGGGAGCGGCAGUGGCAGCGGCAGCGGCCCCUAG
Messenger RNA from Myotis lucifugus (little brown bat), 672 nucleotides. It is a transcript of the gene RTBDN, whose product is annotated as retbindin. The coding region runs from base 1 to 672 and encodes 223 amino acids. Lineage: Eukaryota; Metazoa; Chordata; Mammalia; Chiroptera; Vespertilionidae. The record is from RefSeq and is a predicted model, not a curated record. The transcript has 5 exons. Gene Ontology annotation, molecular function: riboflavin binding; signaling receptor activity; riboflavin transmembrane transporter activity. Gene Ontology annotation, cellular component: external side of plasma membrane.